AUGUCAGAGAUAUAUAUUGUAAUCAAAAAUUUUACAAGUCGUCUUUCAGAUGAACUUACAUUAAAGAUUGGUGAUAAAAUAGAAGUAUUAAGUGAUGAUUCAGAAUAUAAUGAUGGUUGGUAUUUUGGUAAAAACUUAUUAAGUGGAGAAGUUGGUUUAUACCCUGCGUCUUUUACAACAAAAUUUGAUGCUGAUGUGAAACCAACUAUUAUGAGAUCUAGAUCACGUUUGAAUAAAGCUAAUGUAUUACCUAAUAUGACUAUUAAUUCAUCAGAAAAAUCAGUUGAAAAUGUAUCGACAGAGAAGUUAUCACCAGUAUUGGAUAAAAAUGGUACAGAUAAAUUUUCGCCAAUAUUGAAUAAAAAUAAUACAACAGAUUCAUUUGAAAAAUCUACAACUCAUACGAAUCAAACAACUAAUUCCGCAGUUGGUAGUAAUGUUUUACAUUGGACACCAGAAGAAGUAUCAACAUAUUUAAAAUCUCAAGAUAUAGAAGAAUCAACUGCUAAUUUAUUUAUUAAACAUCAAAUUAAUGGUGAAAUUUUAUUGGAAUUAGAUCUUGCACACUUAAAAGAAGAACUAGAGAUUGCAAGUUUUGGUACCAGAUUUAAAAUUAAUAAAUUAAUUCAAGAACUUAAAACGAAAUUAAUGCAAGAAAAUGAUAUUUCUUCUACUUCGAAUAAAUCAAAUGAAUCACCAUAUACUGAAACAACUACAACAACCACACUCAUGCCAUCUGCUGAUUUUAAAAAACCUACUGAAGAAGAAUUUUUUAAAAGGACGUCUAGUGUUUAUGAUAAUAGAGCAAGUGUUAAUGGUCAUAAAAGGCACAGUUCGUUAUUUUCCUUUUUAAAUGAAAGUAAUUUAAAUGAACCUUUUAAUGAUACAACUUUAAGUUCCCCACCAAAAAUUAAUGCAUCAGCAGAUCAAUAUUUAGAUAUUGAUAAUACUGAAUUAAGUCCAAGAAAAAGAGUUGAAGUUCGUUCACAAAGUGAAAGCGCAGCUAUUACAAAUUUAUCUAAUCAAAGGCCUGGUGCUUCAAGAUUAAAAAGUUUAAGAACUACAUCUACUCAAAAUUUUAAAAAUUUCACAGGUUCAAGAAAACUGAAAACUUCAGCUUUUCAAGAAGGUAUACGUGAUAUUACACCUGAUGAAGCUAUUAAAUCAGCAAAUUAUUCAGGUUAUAUGUCAAAAAGAUCAAGUAAUACAUUAGCAUGGAGAACAAGAUAUUUUACAUUACAUGGAACAAGAUUAUCAUAUUUUACAUCAUUAAAAGAUAAAAGAGAAAAAGGUUUAAUUGAUAUUACAGCUCAUAAAGUUAUACCAAUAAAUAUUGAAGAAGCUGAAAAAUCAGAUAAAUAUGCUGCAAUUUAUGCAUCUACAACAUUUGCUGGUAAUUUUUGUUUUAAAUUAGUUCCACCAGCACCAGGUUUUAAAAAAGGUUUAACAUUUACCCAACCAAAAACUCACUAUUUUGCAGUUGAAUCAGAACAAGAAAUGAGAGGUUGGGUAAAAGCAUUAAUGACUGCAACUAUUGAAUUUGAUGAUAGUGUACCAGUUGUAUCAUCGUGUAGUACACCAACAGUUAGUUUGUUAAAAGCACAAGAGUUAUUAGCAAAAGCAAGAGAAGAAAAUAAAUUAAAAGAUGAAGAAUUAAGAUCAAAAGGUUAUUUAAGAGAUCAAGAAGAAUUUAUAACAAAUGAAGUACCAAAAUUAACAAUAGAUACAAAGAAAUUAUCAUCACCAAAAACUCCACAAUUGACAAAAUCGACAAGUCAAAAUGGAUUUGCAUCACCAUAUUUAUUAGCUUCGGGGUUGUUAUCACCAAGAUCAGGUAAUCAAAGUUCACCAAAUGAUUCAGGAUCUGGUUACUUUGAGAGAUCCAAUUCUCAACCACCAUCUAGACAGAAUUCCCAAAUGUUAAGUUAUACAAGUGAUGGAUCAGAAUCUCAUACAUUUUAUAUGAAUAAAAAAAAGUAG
Molecule: messenger RNA, 1980 nt
Organism: Insectozyma verbasci
Lineage: Eukaryota; Fungi; Ascomycota; Pichiomycetes; Serinales; Debaryomycetaceae
Source: the annotation of a GenBank genome assembly